AUGAGGGAUGUGGAAUUAGAAUGGGGUGAAAAAUCGAAUGCCAGUUUUAUUAGACUUAUAGUUAAACAGUUAUCAGAAGAAGAUUCUGGAAAUUAUACAUGCAGGACUGUAACAAAUGAUUUUUUUUCUCCUAAAAUUGAAAAUACAGUUUAUGUCAGUGUUAAAAAUAAAUGUAAUGAUUCUCGAUUUUUAUGCAAUGAUGGCAUUACUGUUCCGAAAAGAUAUGUUUGUGACGGUCUGAAAGAUUGUAAACAGGGUGAAGAUGAAUCGUCUAGUUAUUGCGGACCUGGAAAUCCUUGUGACAAUAAGCUCAUGUGCCCUGACAGUCGUUGCAUACCUUUCACAUGGUGUUGUGAAUUAUACAAAGAACCUAAUUGCACCAUAAAAGUCAAACAUAGCUGUUGCUCACAUGUAGGAAAAUUAACUCGAGAUGUCGAAACUGAAGUAAGUCAUCAAUUUGAGAGAGACAUGGGAUUUUUACAAACGACAGUUUACACAGUAAUAGCAAUUUGUCGAGUACGAGUUCGUCAAACAUUUCUGACAAGAUGUCCGGCAGCAAAUAGAACGUUCGACAGAGAUGGAAACAUGUUGGGAAAUCAUCAACUCAACGGUUUAUCAUUUUACGACAUUGAUUUAUACUUCAAUCGAACGGGUUUUAACAGAAACGACAUGAUGUCUUUGGAUCCGCUUUUGGUGACGUAUAACGUUAACAACGGAGUACAGUUUGUCAGACGACCAGUCGAACCUCCGCCAUAUUGUGAAAUCGUAACGUCUCCGACCAAAGAAGGACCACCUCCACCGUACAGUUCGCACGAAGAUAUAGUCAAUAGAUUUUCGGAUCGAGUUUACGAUCACACAAAAGUCGAAGAAAUAAGAGAAGUUAACAGCGAACCGGAAGCCACGGAAUCAGAUACGUUAUUGGUAUCGAAUGAUUAUACUGUAAGAGAACAAAAUACCGUUGCCAUUGAUGACGUCAUUUCUUCAUCAGUUGACGAAACGACGGCGAAAGAGCAUAAAAAUGAUAGGAAAAUGGAGUCUCAUCCAGGUAGAAUAAACGAAGGAGAAACAUCUCGGCAAUCUGUUGUUAUUAUCAGUGACAAUAAUAAGAGUACAGAAAUUUCUAGUAAUUCCUCCACGAGGAACAAGAACCUUGUUCCAGUAUUUCCAGUGAACUUAAAAACAUUUAAACAAGCAAAAAAAUUCUAA
Messenger RNA from Pediculus humanus corporis (human body louse), 1206 nucleotides. RefSeq lists its product as uncharacterized. The record is from RefSeq and is a predicted model, not a curated record. The coding region runs from base 1 to 1206 and encodes 401 amino acids. Gene Ontology annotation, molecular function: protein binding. NCBI's taxonomy places the organism in Eukaryota, Metazoa, Arthropoda, Insecta, Psocodea, Pediculidae. The transcript is spliced from 6 exons.